Aplosporella prunicola CBS 121167 is the source of this 1740-nucleotide messenger RNA. RefSeq lists its product as uncharacterized. Bases 255 to 1688 code for a protein of 477 amino acids. The transcript has 2 exons. Lineage: Eukaryota; Fungi; Ascomycota; Dothideomycetes; Botryosphaeriales; Aplosporellaceae. The record is from RefSeq and is a predicted model, not a curated record.
CAAAUUGGUCUGGAGCAUUGCUGGCCUUCCUAGCGUGUAAACACCAUCUCACCACGUUCCUCUUUCUGUCCAUCAGCGGAAGCAACGGUGGCGCACCGCAUCAAAGGCAUUAGUCUAUUCCGGUCAUACAGGGCUUCUGAAUCAGCCAGUGUGCUUGACUUGGACCCUGAACAUCAUACCUCGCCUUUACCCCAUCAACACAAGGCCCGUGGACACCCACAACCUCUUUCUUCUCACCCUGUCCUCGAUCCUGCAUGGACAACGCCGGCUCCGAGUUCCUCGGAACAUGCGCUGUGCCAGCCGCGGCAUAUGGGGGCGUCGGCAGCACCAGCGGAGACCUCUCCCCACGUGCCACCUCCCCCGACUCGCCCCGCUCCGGAGCCUCCUCUCCCCGCCACUCCGUCGACACGUUCUACCGCCUCGACCGGGUCAAGGUGCGUCUGCGCCGCACUGGCAGUGGCGGAACGCAGGACACCAAGCCAAAAGGCGAAUUUCCCCCGCCGUAUUGCGCGGUGGGGGAGAGAUGCGCUCAGGAAGUGGAAUCUGGAGCGCAAGAACAAGAAAGAAUCAAAAUAGAGUUGGCAGCCGCAGCCGCAGUCGCCAGUGCUAUUCCUUCUCUCUCCGCGUCACCCCAACUAGAAACGCCAUCGCCAGCAGGAACUACAAUCCACUACCCCAGUUCCCCCGGCUCUCCCGCCGUAGCCACCACCGCGGCAGCCCUUGCCACGCUUCGCUUCCGCGAAGCACUCCUCGCUCAAGAUCAGGCCAACCUACGCGCCGACCGCGCUCUAUUGGCCUCCGAGCGCGCCGAUUUGCUGCGCCUGCGUGGCGAGUUGCGCGAGCUGCUGCGUCUGCUGCGUGAGGAACAGGAACAGAAGCGGGCAAGCUCGCCGUGGGGCAGCGAAAGGGCCACGAGUACCGGGUCCGGAUCUCGUAUUUGGUCGGACACGUCUUCGACCGCAUGCUCUGAGUCCGAGGAUUCACGGCCCUCGACGGCGUCGUCGACGGCUUCGGUGGCAUCGUCUCGUGCGGCUUCGCGCGCCUCGGCGCGAAAGACAGCAAGGUCGGCAGCGUCUACGCGCUCGUCCUCGCCCGCUCUCACGGCGCAGGAAGCAUACGCACGCUACACCACCGCGUGGGCGCGCCUGCUUGCGCGCUCUUCAUCCCCCUACUCCCCAACGGCUGCGAUUCCAUUCCCUACACUGACGCGUUGCGCCAGCGACCUGUUGGACCACAGCCAGUACCCGAGCAGCUGGUCCGCAGAUGUGGUGGCGCGGGCCAACGCGUGCGAUUUCAUCCUCGCGGGCAAUGGCAUCGACGUCAAGGCCGGUGCGACCGCACUGCCAACGCACCGCCUGCGUGCGCUUGUGAGCGCGCUGCGCGGCGAGCUGGGCCGAUGGCACCCAGACCGGCUGGUGCGGCUGGGGGUGUGGGAUAUUGCCGCGCCACUCGAGCAGGAGUGCGCGAAAGCGGUGUUUGUUGGGUUGAGCGAACUGAGGGAUGAGGUUGUGGGGAUCGUGAGGGAGAGGGAAAGAGCCGAGAAGGAAGAGGAGGAAAGAAGAAUCGAGAGGGAACGACGCGAGCGUGAGAGGGAGGAGAGGGCGCGGAUCGAUGAAGAGGAGGAGCAGAGGGGCAGGCCGAGGUGGAGGCGCUGGGAGUGGGAGGUCUGCUCCGAGGUGAUGUUGUAGAGCGGGUGAGAUGUUGGCGGAUUUUUUCAUGAUUGAUGAUGAGCUAUGAGUU